GAAAAGUUGUAGAGCUCUGAAGUAUUGGUGUUUGUGAAUUGCGAAAAGGCGUUCGCAUUCCGACAAGUUUUGUCUGGUUCUUUGACUGAACAAUCCGUAGUCAAAACACAGGUCAAGCUUGGUAUCUGCUUCUGGUCGGAUUUGCGAUCUAUACAUUGAGAUCUGUUGCGGCAAAGGGGCACCGAACUUUAUCAUAGAUUUUGAAGGCUCCCUUCAACUCGCUUGUAUCAGCAAGACAGUUCUUAGGGUUGCCAGCAAAGGUAUCAGCUUUGGAGCUGCAAGAAAGCACGCGAGGUGCUGAUCUGAUACACAGCCACGCAAGAUGUGUGGACCAGCAGGCACUAUGUUCUGCCUGGGCAUGUCCAUAUUCGGUUCCCUCUUCAUGGGAGCCAUGGCCCUUAUGCUGAAGAAUGAAUACCAGUACCUGGGUGAAUGGUAUGACACCUCGGAGCCUGAUCACCCUUCAUACCAGGAACAGAGAGCAGCAGCCAUGCACAACUGCUGGACUGUCGCUGCCAUUUAUGGUGCCAUUGCUGUCCUGUGCGCCGUGGGUACCUGCUAUCACAGCUUCAAGGCCAAGCGAUCCUGAAGCCAGCGCCACCAAGAAAGUGGAGAAGUUAUGAGAAAUCUGAGCAUAAUUUCGGCAGGCAUGAUUGCACACAUGCUCAGCAGCUGCACAUUGAUUCCCAAGCAGUACAGCGAGAGAACAUGGUGUUUUGGGACCUUGAAAUUUCUUGGGAUUUUUAAAGGGUGCCUGCUUCCAUAAUUCAAGAACAGAGGAAGUUGCCAGUCGAAAUUGUAGGGCUCUGCCUGUAUUGCUUGUACGCAAUUGAAUGAUAAGGUCAAAACAUCUUUGAGCUCUAGAGCUGCCGGCCGGCGCCGUGCACAGCAAUGACAGGAUGUGUUUGUGUCCUUCAGCUUUCCACACUUUUACUGUAACAAAGUAAUUGCCCACC
Messenger RNA from Coccomyxa subellipsoidea C-169, 956 nucleotides. RefSeq lists its product as hypothetical. Lineage: Eukaryota; Viridiplantae; Chlorophyta; Trebouxiophyceae; Coccomyxaceae. The transcript is spliced from 3 exons. The record is from RefSeq and is a predicted model, not a curated record. The coding region runs from base 323 to 589 and encodes 88 amino acids.